GCUGCUUAGUAGGCUACAUGAUGUCGCGAGGUCUAUUCCGGAAGCAGACACUUGAACUAUACUUCUCGGCGGAAGCGUGUCACAACCUAGCCGUCCACCCUUAGCGGAAGUUCGUCACGGCGCAGUUGCCUUCGCACGGCGGAUGUGUGUCGCCGCUUAAGUGACGCUGAGAAGUGCUUGCAGCCUCCGCCGCUGCCUUCUGGUUGAAGCACUAUGGAGGAAGAGAGGAAGAACAACAAACGGUGGUAUUUUACUCGAGAACAGCUGGAAAAUAGCCCAUCCCGUCGUUUUGGCCUGGACCCAGAUAAAGAGCUUUCUCUUCGUCAGCAGGCGGCCAAUCUGCUUCAGGACAUGGGACAACGUCUUAACGUGUCACAAUUGACUAUCAACACUGCUAUAGUAUACAUGCAUCGAUUCUACAUGAUUCAGUCCUUUACACAGUUCCAUCAAAAUUCUGUGGCUCCGGCGGCCUUAUUUCUAGCAGCUAAAGUAGAGGAGCAGCCAAAAAAAUUGGAACACGUCAUCAAGGUAGCACAUGCUUGUCUCCAUCCACAGGAAUCACUUCCCGAUACUAGGAGUGAGGCUUACCUGCAACAAGUUCAAGAUCUGGUGAUAUUAGAAAGCAUAAUUCUGCAGACUUUAGGCUUUGAACUAACAAUUGAUCACCCACAUACACAUGUGGUAAAGUGCACUCAACUUGUUCGAGCAAGCAAGGACUUAGCACAGACUUCUUACUUCAUGGCAACCAACAGCCUGCAUUUGACCACAUUUAGCCUGCAGUACACACCUCCUGUGGUGGCCUGUGUCUGCAUUCAUCUGGCUUGCAAGUGGUCCAACUGGGAGAUCCCAGUCUCAACUGAUGGGAAGCACUGGUGGGAGUAUGUUGACGCCACUGUGACCCUGGAACUUUUAGAUGAACUGACACAUGAGUUUCUACAGAUUCUGGAGAAAACCCCCAACAGGUUCAAACGAAUUCGAAAUUGGAAGGCAUACCAGGCUGCCAAGAAAACAAAAGCAGAUGACCGGGGGGCAGAUACUAACACUUCGGAGCAGACGAUCCUCAAUAUGAUUUCCCAGAGCUCUUCAGAUACAACUAUUGCAGGUUUAAUGAGCAUGUCAACUUCUUCUACCACAAGUGCAGUGCCUUCUCGUCCAUCCACUGAAGAGUCAUCUAACAACUUAAGCAGUGUGGAGAUGUUGCAGGGCGAGCGCUGGCUGUCCUCCCAACCUCCUUUUAAACUAGAAUCUUCUCAGGGUCAUCGGACUAGUGAGAAUGUAGCACUUAUAGGAGUUGAUCAUUCCUUGCAACAGGAUGGUUCAAAUGCAUUUAUUUCUCAGAAGCAGACUAGUAAGAGUGUGCCAUCAGCUAAAGUGUCACUGAAAGAAUACCGUGCAAAGCAUGCAGAAGAGUUGGCUGCCCAGAAGAGGCAACUGGAGAACAUGGAGGCCAAUGUGAAGUCACAGUAUGCAUAUGCUGCUCAGAAUCUCUUAUCUCAACAUGAUGGCCAUUCUUCCGUCAUUCUGAAAAUGCCCAUAGAGGGCUCAGAAAAUCCUGAGCGGCCUUUUCUGGAAAAGCCUGACAAAACAGCUCUCAAAAUGAGAAUUCCAGUGGCAAGUGGAGAUAAAGCUGCCUCUUCAAAACCAGAGGAGAUAAAAAUGCGUAUUAAAGUCCAUGCUGCAGCUGACAAGCACAAUUCUGUAGAUGACAGUAUCACAAAGAACAGAGAGCACAAAGAAAAGCAUAAGACUUACCCAUCUAACCAUCAUCAUCAUCAUAAUCACCACUCACACAAGCAUUCUCACUCACAGCUUCCAGCUGGUACUGGGAACAAACGGCCAGGUGAUCCGAAACAUAGUAGCCAGACAAGCACUUUAGCGCACAAAACCUAUAGCUCGUCUAGUUCGUUCUCUUCUUCCAGUUCUACUCGUAAGAGGGGUCCCCCUGAAGAUACUGGAGGGGCAGUGUUUGAUCAUCCAGCCAAGAUUGCCAAGAGUACCAAGUCCUCUUCCAUAAAUUUCUCCUUCCCUCCUCAUCCAACAAUGGCCCAGUUGCCUGGACAUAGCUCAGACACAAGUGGCCUUCAUUUUUCACAGCCCAGCUGUAAAACUCGAGUUCCUCAUAUGAAACUGGAAAAAGGCCCCACUGGGGCCAAUGGUCACAACACAGCCCAGACAAUAGACUAUCAAGAUACUGUGAAUAUGCUUCAUUCCCUUCUCAGUGCCCAGGGUGUUCAGCCCACUCCACCCCCUGCAUUUGAAUUUGUUCAUUCUUAUGGUGAAUAUAUGAAUCCACGAGCUGGUGGAAUGUCCUCCAGAUCUGGCAACACAGACAAACCCCGGCUACCACCUCUACCUUCAGAACCUCCUCCACCGCUUCCACCCCUUCCUAAGUAAAAAAGAAAAAGAAGAGGAGAAAAAACUUCUUUAAAAACACAUGCUUUUUUUUUUUUUUUUUUUAACUACUGAUUCUGGACUAAGAAAAUUACUUCCCUAAUGAAAUAUGUCUCCCUUCUUGGACUAGGGAAAAAAUUAAUAUUGAGACAUAAGCGGGAAGAUGGUAGAGGGCCUUGGUUACUAUAUCUGCUGCCUCAAAAAUGUAACUAUUUUAUUAUAGUUUUUAUUGGUAUUAGAGACAUGAGAAUAUUGAAGCUGUGAAAGAUUAAGAAUACUUUCUCUAUUCUUGGCCUCUCCACCUCCUAAUUAGGUCGAUUAGAGUUGAUAUCUUCCCUCUUCUUGCCAGGACUGAAAUAUGGAGGGUUUGUUUUUAUCAAACAGUUGUGGAUCCUUUUGGUGUUUAAUAUAUCAGAAGAGAGGAAGUAUUUAAACGUCAAAAAUUUUUAAGAGACUUAAAAAUAAUUUAAAGAAAGUAAGUUAUCUGUUUAGUUUUUUUUAUAUAAUUGGGGAGGGGAUAGGGAUUUUGCUGUGUGUAUGAGAUACAUAGCAGUGAGUCCUGGGGGGUGGGAUUGGAGGGUGGGGGAUAUGUAGAAGGGAUGGGAGGGUAGGCUUUUGGCCAUGAGUUCUGAGAUAGACUCUGGCCACUUGAAGUAUUGAGACCUUUAAGUGUGUAUGUAAGUGUGGGUAUGUAUGUUUUUAAGUGCGUGUGUUUAAAAAUCAUGUUUUAUCUUUCCCUCCCUGUCCCUCACCAUUUUCACUUCCCAACAGUCUACUAGAGAGAACACGGUGUGGCCUUUAGAACAUGAAGGAAGAGGCAUGCAUUCAACAUGGUAUUUCUCCCUUUCUUUAUGUUGUAAUUGAGUGGUAGCCUUCUAAAUUCUAGUUUGGGCAAGUGCAGCCAAUGGCCUGACUCUGGACUCUAUUAUAAACACUUCCUUUUUUACCCCUUUUUCCCUUUUGAUGUAGAACAAAGGUGGGGUUGAGGAAAAAGGGUUAGAGAGCAAGGCUGGCUUCUGCCCUACAGAAUUAGGUGUGUCUUCUUUUCAGGUUGGGCUUUGGGAAAGUGUUCAAGUGAGAGCAGUCUCAAGGUCUCUGCCUGUGAAAGUCCAGACCAUGUCUCAGAAUAGUUCUGGGAGAAGCCAUUGAGCUAGAGGAUCCUGAAAACAAUGAAAUUGUGAUUGGGGAUUUUUAGGACAUUGUAUUUUAAGUUAUAUUAUAAAUGUGAGACUUGCUUUUUAUCUGUAUAUCUGAAGAGAAACAGCUGCAUCCUUAAUUUUUGCAGCCUAUAUAGCUUCAGAGAUUGGAGCUUGUGGAUUUAACAGUACUUGUGCCAUUAGGGUUAGCAAACCUAGCCUACAGAUAUUGUUGAGUGUCCAUUUUUGGUGGCUUUAGACUCUAGGCAGAAGGUUCUUCAGGAGAUUUCUAAGGAUCCUUUUAAAAAAAAUGGAUCAGGUAUCCUGUUAGGGUACUUGAUUAUCCCAUAUUUUAGGAGUUAACAUUUUAGUUGAGGAAAGGAAUCUUUUAAGGAGCUAGAAAAAUUCUAAGCCAAGUUGUCUAACUGAAAAUGCCACCUAGCCAUGGAUCAUUUGAUGUGAUAUUGUUUGGUCUUCAUGGCAUUUUUUGCUAUGGAAAAAAUGAUGCAGUUUGAAUUUGUCUUGUUUUUAAUGUAGCUUCCUUCACAGUAAAUAUUUUUACGGACAAAUUGAAAUUUUUUUCAUUGGAAGUCAUAGGGAGACAGGAGUUAUACAUUUGCUGCUGCUUGCCAUCAACAAAUUGGAGAGAACACUGAAGCAGUUGGAAUUGAUGAUGCACUGGCCUAAUAUAGGAAAGAAUCUGUACAAUAAACCUUAACUGAAAGUGAAUUAGUGUCUAGCAUCUUUGCAUAUUUGAACUGUCUGGAGUGCCUGUCAUUGCUGUGUAAAAUGAGCUCUCUGCCAGCCUAUAAACUAGUGUUAUUUUUGACUUGGAAUGUCAUUUCACUUUUAUAGAUGACAUUUUCCUCUUCUUGAUAGUUUGUGUUGUGCUAGAUAAUUGGUAGUUGUGUGGUGUCUUUACUAAAUAUAGCCUUUCUGUUUAGAUUUUGUUUGGUGAAGUCUGCUCUCCUUCUUGACCUUUAGUUUGCAUCUGUAUCUUUGUAGAAUUGAUGAUCACUGAUUUGAUUAUGAAAAUGUCUUCCAGCUUUUAAUUUUUCUCAUCAGAAGUCACAUUUUCUAAUCACAUGCACUCCCUCACCACAGAGACAUACAUAUCCACUUGGCCUAAUUAGCAGUUCUCCAUGAUAGUCUGUAGUUAGUUCCUUAGAACUCUGUCAGGAGUGAACUUAGAAAAAAGUGCUUACUAGAGCCUAGAGCCUAAGACCUGCUUUAUACUGUGUAGUCUGCCUGUAUACUAGAAGAUCAUUCUAGUAUAGAUCAGUUUAAAGACUUUUCUAUAUUAAGGCUUCUUGAUACUGUUUUAAGGUAUCUGCAGUGUCUGCUUUUAGAUCUGUGCAUACUUCAUGAACUCAUGGUCUCUGCAUGAAAGCUGCUGCAUUGUCUUUGGGUUAGCAGAUGUGCCUGUCAGUAGCAUGCAUAUUGUCCAAAUUCCCAUAAACUUAGGCUUCAAAGGGUUGUGUGGUUUCUAAACUGUGUCUUCUCUACUCUCACUUUCAAAGAGUGAGAAAUGGGGUUUAUAUACCCAAAGUUCAUCUAGUAAACAUGGCUUUUUCCCCUCCUUUUAACCUAGACUAUCAAGGAUAAAUGGUAGUAAGCAGGCCUGGAGCCUCAAGUUCGGUAAAACUAAUUCCUAAACUUUGUUUGAAUCUCAUGUUCACAAAAACAAAUACCUGUGGAUUGUCUUUAGGGUUUUUAAUCAGACACCCGUGUUGCUCUUAUCUGAACUCUAGUGAAGCAUUAAUCUAAAGCUAAAUUGGUCUUCUGCAGUAUCAGUUAUGCUUUUUGGGUUUAGAAAAUACAUGGAAUUAGUUUAGUCUUCUCACUUAGGAAUCAGUGUGUUUCCAUACCUGAGAUCCUCAGCUUGCUUUUUUUUCCCAAAAAAAAAAAAAUGAUUUUAGUGUUUUGAUUUACUGCAUCCUUUUUCAUAGUUCUGUAUUAUUGGCUUCACUAGUGUUGAUAUAAAAAAAUUUUAAAUCUCCAGUUAGAAACAGCAGUGGAUUAGGAUAUAGGAAUAAAAUCAUGGUAACAAUAGUGCGGGAUUUCCUUAAGCCUCUGCUACCUAAUUCCCCAUAUUGAAAAUGCAUACGCCUCAUACCUUGCUUCUGGUCAAAGGCAAUCAGAGGGGUCUUAUCCCAGCCUGGUUGAAUUUUAAACAUCUGUGUUGCCCACAGAAACAUAGGAACUGUGGGAACUUGGGAAAUGAUUACUUUUUAAAAAGGAUUAUUCUUUUUUUAUUAGUUACUUAAUAUGCUAGGAAAAGAGAUUCUAGAACAGCUUGAAGUUGGAAUACAAAUAUUCUCUUGGGUUUGGGAGAAUUUAAGCAGUCUAUGCAACCUUUCACAUGGUGAGAAAUAAGCCCUCCACAGUCUCCCUAAGCUUUUAGUGACUUUGAUACCUCCCCCAAAUUUCUCAUGUUGCUGCUUGUUAACACCCAGCUUUUAAUGAGUAUUCGCUCCUGAUGGUUUAAGAAAUGUUCAUGUGGUAUCACAUUAUCAAGUUUUGUCUUUUAUCUCUCUGCGGAUGUGGGUUUGAAACAAGUAUGGUACUGUAAUCCUAUCUAAUACAAUGGUCUAGAAUAAUAAUUAUUUUUUAGUCGGAGACCCAUUUUAAUAUUUCUGGUUUUUCAUAUGAACUUGGCAUUGGAAAAGGGAGGGAAAGAAAAUGUUUACUAAAAAGCAGUGUCUACUCUUCCCCUUUAUGAGUGUGUAUUCAUGGUUGAAUGAAAAGAACAGAAAGACCCUUGGGUUUUCUGUUGCCAUGUUAAGUGUGGAGAGGGAUGCUUGACAGCAUGCUAAUUGAAGCCAGAGCAAGUGUGUCUCCAGGUUAUCAGGAAGUCUUCAUUUUAAAGCUGAAGACCUGACUGAUUCGUGGCUGAUAACACUGGAAUUGAUUAGAAGAUGGAGGUGAUGGCUGGGUUAAGCACCCAAAGAGAAGAAUGCAGCAGCCUAACUUAGUGUUAACCUAGGUUUCUGGAUUUGAAACUGACCUUUCCCCUAAAAUUGUCCGUUUUCUUAUCAGACCAAAGAGCAAAGAACAACAACAACAAAAAAAACACUUUACCAAUCUAUGUCACUCAGGUACAAUUUUGUGGUGAUAUUUUUUGUCCAUUUUCUUUGUAUUGCUCUUAAGAGUCCUUUCUCAGCAUAUUAUUCUGCUGUUGCCUCUGUCCUCCUUGGGGCAUCUCAGUUCUGGAUGCUGCCCCUAGUAUCUCUACUGCUGUUAUGUGAAUGAUAGGAUGUAAAUGACCAUUACAGUAAGGGCUCUUUGUAAAAAAAAUUAAAUUUUUAAAAAAAUUUUUAAAAAGAUGUAUACAUUUUAUAGUCUGGCUAUCAGUUUGAUAUCUUGCUGUCAAGUAUGUUUCUCAAUCUGUAUUUAUCCAUCCCAUCAAUAAAUGUCAAUUAUAAAACA
This is a messenger RNA of Pteropus alecto (black flying fox), 6956 nucleotides long. RefSeq names its product cyclin T1 (gene CCNT1). Bases 214 to 2394 code for a protein of 726 amino acids. Gene Ontology annotation, cellular component: cyclin/CDK positive transcription elongation factor complex; nucleus. Gene Ontology annotation, molecular function: cyclin-dependent protein serine/threonine kinase activator activity. Gene Ontology annotation, biological process: regulation of transcription by RNA polymerase II; positive regulation of DNA-templated transcription, elongation. Lineage: Eukaryota; Metazoa; Chordata; Mammalia; Chiroptera; Pteropodidae. The record is from RefSeq and is a predicted model, not a curated record. The transcript is spliced from 9 exons.